Molecule: messenger RNA, 1876 nt
Organism: Talaromyces proteolyticus
Lineage: Eukaryota; Fungi; Ascomycota; Eurotiomycetes; Eurotiales; Trichocomaceae
Exons: 1
Coding region: 206-1780 (524 amino acids)
Source: RefSeq, a predicted model, not a curated record
CAGGCAGAUGCAAUGAUGUCAUACCUCCGGGUUACAGGCGGUGGAAAAUUCUGCCUGCAGUAAAGGGCGGAAAACAGAUCGCAUCCCCCCACGACCGUUUCGCCAACUUUCAAUUGACGUCCUCACUCAGAGACAUUUAUUGAAUCGCAAAGCAAAGCCAUGGUUUUCAGAUGAUCUGGAUAGCCAGACACAGUCACUCGCUCGCAUGCCCAAUCGGAUCCGUGACGGAAAAACUCCUUCUCGAAAAGCCCCACGAGGCCCGACAUUUACAUUGAAUACGCCUGCCCGCAAUAAUGAUAGCAAUAACUACCGCAAUCAAUUCGCAUCGGCGCCUCGAUUUCUUAUACCUCAGAAUCAGAAUCAACGAUCAGUCCAACCCCCCAAAGAUGGAAUUGAAAGAUUCCGGCAAAGAGCAGCGUUAGGGCCUUUCGGACGCGCAUCUCGCGACGAUUCCUCGCGAGUGCCAUUUGCCACGCCUACACCGCUUCAAAGAAGCAACGCGGUUGACGGUACUACAGAACGAAAUAUAAAAGACCAUGAUCUUGCACAAAAAAGCAUAGAAGAAGAAAAUGACGUGUCGGAUGAGAGACAACGCGAUGAAAAUUCGCCUUUCGAAGAUCUCUUUGCCCCGCCGGAUCCGAACAAGAGACGCCGAAUUUCUCGUCCAGAACCGGUAGACCUCACAGAUGAAGGGUUUCCCGGAGAAUCCCAGUCUCAGAAUACUAUAUCUUCCUCUUCAGAGAACUCGCCCCCAUCUCCAGAACAAGGAAGAGUUCGAUAUACGCUAGCAUCUCCAUUUCCACAUCAUGGACCGCUUAAACGACGCCCGCCUACGGAGACACCAGCCCCAUCGCGACGUAAGUAUAUUCUCGAGCCAGAAACACCCAGUAUUGGGGCAUUCGAACACAAUUCUAUCACUGCUAGCCAAACACCUGCAUUUCGAGGUCCUCCGCGUUAUGUUGUAUCUUCGAACUACACUCCAUUGGCGAACUCGCCUUCGACACCACCGACCCGCACUGAUUCAAAUUUACAAAAUACAAAGAAAAGACCAGCUUUUGUCUUACCUCGAUCUCCAUCCCCAGGCCGUGAACAGGGAACUAACGCUGAUAGCCCGCCACCGGCACCUUUCUCUCCUACAUCCACCCAUACUUUAACUCGACGGGGACGAGCGAAAUCCUCAGCCACUGCGACGUAUCUCCCCGGUGGUAUGGCAGAACAGGUUCGAAAUUGGAUUCUAGAACUUGGAAUGAAACGUGAGCAAGGGAAUCGGUCCCAUUAUCUUGCCGACCCGAGCCGAUACUCGUUCACCGCCAGAGUGGAUUCCUGCCAAAACGGAUAUUUGAAUUCAUCGGGGCCCGUCAUUAUGGUACAUGCUACGCAGGUGGUUAUUGAAACAAAUGAUCAGGGUGCACAUCAUACAAUAACCAAAACAGAUAUCGAGCGAGACAUACUACUACUAGGAGAACCAACAUCCAGUCGUGCUAACACUCAACCCGCUCAUAUACAACACAAUGCUCCGGAUACAUGGCCUAUCUCCCCAUCGAGAACAGUGCUCUCAACCGGCGAACUAAUCGGCAUUCAGCUUGGUUUAAUGUGGGAAGUUGAGUUGAAUAUGAAGAAUGAAUAUAAGGAACUAACGCGCAAGGUGAUUGCAUCUUCCCAAUCACCGGAAUUGAGUGACGAUGAUAGCGACGAGAUGGAUAAAGGUUCUUCAGAAAUAUCGGGAAAUGUGAAGAAAUGGCAGGUUGCUGCCGAAUGGGAUUUGCUUAUGCGGUCCUGAUUAUGAAAUUAUGAAAUUCAUCACAAUAUUGAAACCUAGAUAUAUUACGAACUAACUCGAAGCCACAUUCCGGUCAUCUCUUAUGAAAACAAUAUA